AUGGGUUCCACGAGUCCGGACAGUCAUGUCGACGUCCUCAUCGUUGGAGCUGGUCCAGCAGGGAUGAUGGCGAACAUGCAUCUCUCAGAGCUGGGAAUCUCGCAUCGUAUCAUCGACCACCGUGGCACAAGGACUCUCAAUGGCCGAGCGGACGGCUUCCAUGUCCCAACCGUGGAAAUCUGGGAUAGCUUUGGCAUCUAUGAUCGUAUAGAAAAGUAUAGCGAACGAUUCGGGCAAUGGGGCUUGUGGACGUUUGGCGAAGACGCCGCAGCAGGGAUCUACCGUCAACAUCUGGGAUCCAUACCCGGGCAUGAAAAUCUGAGACUACCAAAGAUAGGCACUAUGCACCAAGGCAUGAUCGAGGCGGGCCUUGGUGAUGGGGUGAGAGCAAGAGGUGGACCAGUUGUUGAGCGAGGUACGAAACCUGUUGAACUGACGAUCGACGAGAGCCUGGUGAACGAUCCUACCAAUUACCCAAUCAUUAUGAAGGUCCACCAUGUCCUUAAGUCGGAGCUUCCUGAUGCUUGGACUGGGGCCCAUAGCGUUCAGGAGGAUGGUACCUUGAAGCCGGAAAAGGGAUUCGUUGAAGCGUUUGGGACCGAUCCACAUGAGAUUGAAAACCAUGUCGAUGGGACAGAAGGCACCACAGAGACUAUUCACGCGAAAUAUGUCAUUGGAGUCGACGGAGCGCAUUCGUGGGUACGACGACAGCUUCCAGAUCUCAAGAUGGAAGGCGAAAAUUCCGACCAGGUCUUUGGCGUCGUUGACAUCCAACCCAUAACAAACUUCCCGGAUAUACGAAGAACAUGCAGUCUCCUCUCCCACGCUGGCUUCCUCCUCCUGAUCCCCCGCGAGAACGGGCUAGUCAGGCUCUACGUGCAGUUCCCAGAAGGCUACAAGACUUCCGAUGUCAAAGACAGGAACAAUGAGAAAGCGACAGUCUCUGACAUCCUAAAAGCAGCAAAUGAAAUACUCUAUCCGUAUACUAUAGGCUACAAGUACUGCGACUGGUGGACGAUCUACCGCGUGGGUCAGAGAGUCUGCAAUAAAGCAUCUCAUCUCGACAGGAUCUUCUUAGCUGGGGAUGCUACACACGCACACUCCCCCAAAGGCGGCCAAGGCAUGAACGUUUCCCAGCAAGACACCUACAACCUAACUUGGAAACUGGCCGGCGUCCUCCGCAACCAACUCUCCCCCUCCGUCCUCAAAACCUACGACCAAGAACGCCUCCCCAUCGCACGCAAUCUCAUCGAACUCGACAACGACAUGGCCAAAGUCCUCCUCGCCCGAGCGAACCGGGACGAAGCGGAAGUCCAGCGGGUCUAUAAGCGACUCAGCAAGUUCAGUGGCCCGAUUUCGACGUACAAAUCGAAUUUGGUCAUUGGGGAGGAUGGAAAAGGGGCGAGGCAAGAUGCAGCUACUGGGCUUCCGAUCGGUCUCAGAUUCCCGGAUACGGCUACGGUGUACAGUCAAGCAGAUGGGGAUCCGACCUCGACGCUAUCUCUGCUGAAGUCGAAUGGGUUGUGGAGAGUACUUGUCUUUGCUGGGCAUUUAGCCGACAAAGCCCAGCUCGCCAAAGUGGACGCCAUGGGCGAGAGGUUGAAAGCUUUACAGCAGAGAUACCCUCCCGCGUCGGCGAGGAGGGAGGAUUUCCUUGAGAUCCUCCUCUUCCACUCCUCCCCGAUCUCCGCCGUCGAAUUCUCAGACUUCCACCAUACUUUCUUCCCGGUGCACGAGACUCUGGGCAGGAACUACUUUACGAUUUACGGCGACUCUGGCGGCGUUAAGGAGGCAGACAAGACGACGGGGAGUCACGGAGUCUACGGGAUCGGUGAGAAGAAGGGUGCUCUGAUUGUUGUCAGGCCGGAUCAGGUCACUGCGUGGGUUGGGGAGUUGGACGAUGUAGACCAGAUGGAGGAAUGGUUUGCCAGUUUCAUGAUUGCGAAAGAUGAGGCGAAGAGGAGGGAUUCUGGGAGGGAAGGAGGGACUAAAAUAUAA
Messenger RNA from Zasmidium cellare ATCC 36951, 1998 nucleotides. RefSeq lists its product as uncharacterized. The record is from RefSeq and is a predicted model, not a curated record. Gene Ontology annotation, molecular function: FAD binding. Bases 1 to 1998 code for a protein of 665 amino acids. NCBI's taxonomy places the organism in Eukaryota, Fungi, Ascomycota, Dothideomycetes, Mycosphaerellales, Mycosphaerellaceae. The transcript has 4 exons.